Messenger RNA from Penicillium soppii, 2640 nucleotides. Its product is annotated as ribonuclease P/MRP protein subunit POP1. The record is from RefSeq and is a predicted model, not a curated record. The transcript is spliced from 2 exons. Gene Ontology annotation, cellular component: nucleolar ribonuclease P complex; ribonuclease MRP complex. Bases 1 to 2640 code for a protein of 879 amino acids. Lineage: Eukaryota; Fungi; Ascomycota; Eurotiomycetes; Eurotiales; Aspergillaceae. Gene Ontology annotation, biological process: tRNA 5'-leader removal.
AUGGCUUCCAAACCUCCCAAGCGGAAGCCUUCAGGCCCCCAUGGCACUUCCGGAGGAUCUCGCAAGCGCGCGAAAACGUUUGAUGCGCGUACCCUUGCUGUGCAGUCGGCAGACGCCGCACUCUCCGCCACGGGAGAGCUCGAUGUCGCCGCCUACUCCGCAGCCCGGGCGUUCGAGAUACAGGCUCUCGAAGAGGGUAUGCAGCGGUCGAAAGGCGCACUCACAACGCGGGCAUUUCAGAAGGUGCCUCGUUCGCUGAGGCGGCGCACGGCGAGUCAUAAUGUGAAGCGUGUUCCGCGGAGGUUGAGAGCCCGAGCAAAGCGAGAAAUGGUCGAGGAUAACACGCCGACUGUUACCGCGCGCAGACGCAAACCAUCCCAGAGAAUGCGCAUUCGUCUUGAUACCGCCCGGCGAUUGCAAGCUCUCAAUUCUAAGACAAAGGCCCGACGGGCGGCUGCAAAGACCAAGCUCGAUCAGGAAGAAAAGACAACUUUGGCAGAACAGGGAAGCCAUGCAUUCAAUAUUGCACCCAGAGUUCCAAAGAUCAAGAAGAACAAGCUGUCGAGGCCCACGCCUGCGGAGCCCAAAUACAGAAAGCGCCAAAAGUGCAAGACGUGGUUGCCUACACAUUUAUAUCACGCAAAGCGAGCCCAUAUGGCCACGACUAAAGACCCUCUCUGGCGUUUUGCUAUACCGUUGUCUCCCACCGAAAAGAGCUAUCGGCCCACCCACCGUGCCCGAGGCGCUAGGGGGGCUGUGGCGUGGGAUAUGAGUUAUAUGUCCACUAUUCAGCUGGAGGGCACGGAAGUUGCUAUCCAGGCUGUUCUCAUGGCAGUUGGUGUUGAGGGGGAGAAUGCUUGGGGUGCGAAAGGGAAGAAAUGGAGGGCUGGCACUCGCUCUCUGCAGGCAUGGACAUUCGAAAAAGAUCAUCGCUCGCGCCUGACUGCGCCGGUGACACUGGUCUGGUGUGCCAAGCAUGAGGAUGUCGAGAUGAUUGAUGCAGAUCACCCUCAAACCAAGACAUCAAAGGAUUACCGAAAGCUCUGGAUUAGAGUCCAUCCUUCAGCGUUCCUUCAGCUGUGGACAGAUGUUCUCGACGUCUCCAAGAAGCAAAAUCCUCCUGUAAUGGUUGAGGAUCUGCGAUUCGAAAUUGGUAGCAUUGAAGUUACGGGACCAGGCUCUGCCGAGGCUUUACUGGCAACAUUGAAACCAAUCCUGGGGCCUGACGGCAAUGCUCCGUCGGCCCAAAGUCCAGAGGCGACAUGGCAAGCCCUUCUAGGAGUUUCAAAUCCUUCGUCAUUACCAAAUAAUGCCCUGCUCUCGUUUGCAGUCUCUGAUCCUCGCCUACAUUUUCCAUCACGGACACUUCACGUUCCCGACAAUGAAUCGCAUAUGAAUGAUCUUGCUAUCCUACUUUCUGCAUGGAGUCCGGAUAAAACACAAGGUCCAUCCACGCUUUUCGAUCGAUCUACCCGAUUGACUGCAGCUCGUCAGCUCCCUAGUCAGAAAGCCAUCAACCGGCGCCGCACUCUUGCUGGGCCUGGUAAAUAUCCACUUGCCCAGCCAUCUGAUCCUCAAAUCCCUGUCAUGAUCCUGGCAAACAAGCCAGAAGCCCGGGCCAAGCGCAGCAAUGCUCCGGGCUCUUGGACGGUUCUAUUGCCAUGGAAAUGUGUUGUCCCAGUCUGGUAUUCGCUUAUGUUCUACCCGCUAUCCAGUGGGGGAAAUCCCCUCCUCGGUGGACUAAAGCAGCAGCAACAGCUUGCUUUCGAAGCCGGUGAAGCUUGGUUUCCCGGAGACUUCCCAGGGACCCGAGCUGGCUGGGAAUGGGGCCAACGCGAGACCAAGAAGUCUCAACGUGAAUGGGAGCGUCGUCCUAAGGGACGGCGUCCAGAAUUUGAUAACAUGGUACUGGGAGAGGGCCGUCCAAAGGGCGAGAUUGGCCACGGUUGGGCCUGUGAUUGGGAACGACUGCUUCAAGGCCCGGGCCAGGGAGAAACUGCAGCCCAAACAGCUGAUGGCAGCCACAAGGUCGAGUCUGGCAAAAAGCCAGCCGAUGCCAAGGAGCCUGUGUCAAUCGAUACCUCUAGUCCCACCAUUCCACCUCUCAACAUUCACAACGUCCGAUAUCCUCGACUUGAUAGCUCGCAAACCCUAAAUAAAUUCGACAAAGCGUCUGUUGAUGCUUCUACCUUUGGGACUGUUUAUAUUUCCCUCGCUUCGCGUGGAACACCCACACCCCGUGCGCGAAUCUACCGGCUUCCCACUGACCCAGCCCUGCGCCAAAAAUGGCUUGAUAUUGCCUCAGGAAACACCAGUAAACAUGCUGAGUCAAAGGUCUCCAAGAAGGGUAACCCGGUACCUGCCUCCGAAGAAGCUCGACGUUUGCUUGCCGAGUCUCUCAUAUCAUCUCCCACCGAGGAGUCUGACUUGGAGCACUUGGAAGUGCCCGCCGAAGAGGAUCUGAUUGGUUUUGUUACUACGGGCAACUAUAAUCUUUCUGAAGGAAAAGGCACAGGCAUUGGAUCAAUUCAGAUUACAAAGGUAUUGGAACCCAAUGUCAAGCUUAACGAGAGACGAACGUGUAUUAUUCGGGCCGCUGGAGAGAAGAGCGGGCGGUUGGGGAUGUGGGAGUUUGUAUGA